Messenger RNA from Fusarium oxysporum Fo47, 670 nucleotides. RefSeq lists its product as uncharacterized. The transcript has a single exon. The coding region runs from base 22 to 630 and encodes 202 amino acids. NCBI's taxonomy places the organism in Eukaryota, Fungi, Ascomycota, Sordariomycetes, Hypocreales, Nectriaceae. The record is from RefSeq and is a predicted model, not a curated record.
UUCAUCGCAAAUGCGGGAGUCAUGGCUGUUGAUGGGCUUACUCAAGAUGGACUUGAGUUGCAGUUUGGCGUUAACCAUGUUGGCAAUGCGACGCUUUUGAUGGCUCUUUUACCAAUCAUGCAGAAGACCGCGGAAAAAGGGGGUGAGGUUCGGUUUGUAAGUGUUACUUCACUCGGAUACGCAGGCCAUCCAAAGAAGGGCAUUGAGUUUGAGACGCUCCAUUCACUCCAAGAACACUUACCCUUUGGGACAUGGAGUCGUUACGGACAGAGCAAACUCGCCAACAUCGUCUUGGCCAAGGAAUUGGAACGACGAUACCCUGCUAUCAAGAGCGUUGUUGUUCAUCCUGGUGUUAUCGCUACGAAUCUGGUCACAGGCUUGGGAUUCUGGAAGAGAAUGUUUGUGUAUGUUACCAACCCAUAUAUGAUGACGGUUGAACAGGGUGGAUACAACACUGCUUGGGCUGCUGCAGGAGACGUCAAAACAAGAGAUGAGACAGUGGCGUUUUAUGAACCAGUUGGAAAGGCAAACAAGGGGGAUGAUAUGUGUUUUAGUGAGGAAUUGGGAAAGAAGCUGUGGGAGUGGACAGAAGAGAAGAUCGAGAGUGUGAAGCAGUCACAGUCGGGGUAGCCAGUGUCUUCCUAGUAGUCCUUUCAAUUCUAGGUAAAAC